CGGUGACGUCAGUCGUACGCGCCACAUUCGAGUCGCCUUUUUCGCGCUUUCUGCUGUGUUUACGUUUGUUUCGAUUAUUAAAAACCACGUUUGUGUCGGUUAUGAUCGUUAAUUAACACACCGAACUUCAGCGCGUCUGAUGUUCGCUUGGACAGGAUUCAUCCGUGUUUGUGAUUUAAUAUCCACCGAAGAUGUGAUGUGAUUCUACAAUGAACGCUAAUCAGAGAACAUUAUUCCAGACCUGGGGCCGCAAACCAGAGCCUGCUCCAGCUCCGUCAGCGGCUCCUGAUGAAGAGGAGGAGGAAGAUGAUGAUGUGAUGCUGGUGGCUGUGUACGAGGCCGAGCGCUCGCUGCAGGCCGCUCCAGAGCUGGGCUUCGACCCCUCGGCGGGCCGCGUCUGGAUCUACCCCGUUAACUUCCCUCUCCGUGAGUACCAGCUGCGGAUCUCAGAGGCGGCGCUGCUGAAGAACACACUGGUCUGUCUCCCCACCGGCCUCGGAAAGACCUUCAUCGCCUCCGUGCUCAUGUACAACUUCUACCGCUGGUUCCCCGCCGGCAAGAUCGUCUUCAUGGCUCCCACCAAACCCCUGGUGGCCCAGCAGAUCCAGGCCUGCCACGGGGUCAUGGGCAUCCCACAGGAACACAUGGCCGAGCUCACAGGCUCGACGGCGGCGCAGCAGCGGAGGGAGCUCUGGAGAUCCAAGCGUGUCUUCUUCUUGACUCCUCAGGUCAUGGUGAACGAUCUGAGCCGUAACUCCUGUCCGGCCGCACACGUCCGGUGUGUAGUGAUCGACGAGGCCCACAAGGCCACCGGGAACCACGCGUACUGUCAGGUGAUUCGUGAGCUGAGCAACCAAACACAGCAGUUCCGUGUUCUAGCGCUCAGCGCCACACCUGGAGCAGACGUCAAGGCGGUGCAGCAGGUGAUCUCUAACCUCCUGAUCUCUCACAUCGAGCUGCGAUCGGAGGACAGUCCAGACGUCCAGACACACGUCCAUCAGCGCAGUCUGGAGAAGAUCGUGGUGCCGCCGGGAGAGACGCUCGCGCAGUAUCAGACCAGAUACCUGCAGGUUUUGGAGAAGUUCACGUCUCGUCUGACCCAGAUGAGGCUGUUGAAUCAGCGUGACCUCCGCUCUCUCACCAAAUACCAGAUCAUUCUGUCCCGAGAACAGUUCAGACGCAACCCACCGCCACACAUCCAGGGUCCGCAGCAGGGCGUGAUCGAGGGGGAUUUCUCCAUCUGCAUCAGUCUGUAUCACGGCUAUGAGUUACUGCAGCAGAUGGGCGUCAGAUCGCUCUUCCUCUUCAUCCAGAACAUCUUCUCUGGACCCAGAGAGUCGGCUCGCGUGAGGAACGAGCUCCAGAGGAGUCCGGUCUUCAUGGAUCUCUACAGGGAAAUGGAGAGCAUGUUCACCACAGCGAGCCGAGAUCCUGGAGAGCCGUAUGUGUACAGUCACCCCAAACUACAGAAGCUGGACGAGGUCGUGCUGCAGCACUUUGAGACGUGGACCACGAGCACCGACUCGAAGGCAUCCGCUGAGGUGAGCACACGUGUGAUGAUCUUCUCCUCCUUCCGUGAGAGCGUGCAGGAGAUCGCUGAGAUGUUGAGCCGUCAUCAGCCGCUGCUGAGGGUCAUGACCUUCAUGGGUCAAGCGUCAGCUGGGAAAGGGGUUCGAGGGUUCACGCAGAAAGAGCAGCUGGAGGUGGUGCGGCGCUUCCGUGCAGGCGGCUUCAACACUCUGGUGUCCACCUGUGUGGGUGAGGAGGGUCUGGACAUCGGUGAGGUGGAUCUCAUCGUGUGUUUCGACGCUCAGAAGAGUCCGAUCCGUCUGGUCCAGCGCAUGGGCCGCACAGGACGCCGGCGUCAGGGACGAAUCGUGGUCAUUCUGGCCGAGGGCCGCGAGGAACGAACGUACAACCAGAGCCAGAGCAACCGGCGCAGCAUCAACAAGAGCAUCAUGGGAAACAAGCACAGCUUCCAGAUGUUUGCUCACAGUCCACGCAUGCUGCCCGCAGGGGUCACUCCGACGCUGCACAAGAUGCACAUCAGCUGCGGUCAGUUCCAGCACAGACCAGUGAAGAGCGGCCGCUCGUCCCUCGCUCGGCAGAUCAGCGGAGGAGAGCAGAAGUGUGUGAAGGACGACGGGUUUCUGACCGCAGCUGAAGAGGCCGAGUGGAUAACCAGCAUGAGACUGUCUUCAGAUGAACCUCAGCCGGUCUUCAGACCAUCGACCUUUCUGACCUUCAGAGAAGAGCCAUCAGAGCAGGGAGCGUGUGUGGGCCCCGUCCGAGAGCUCUCUCUCUGGGAGUGGAGACACUGGCAGAACGGGCCGCUCCACACUCACAGCCUCGGACACUCAGAGCGCUGCCUUCAUUUCACCUCCAUCAUGGAGCUGAUCGACCGCAUGAGACAGCAGGAGCAGGACGACUGUAGGUUUGAGUCUGAGCUCUUGCUGAAUCUGCAGAAAGAGGAUGUUGAUGCUGGAGGAACAACUAAACCAAAUGCUGACAAAAUCCCUCGACAGAAGAAGACUAAACCAAACACGGCUGAUCGUGAGAGGAGACUCACACACACUGACCACUACUUGGAUGAAGAUCAGAGAGGAGAGAACAGCAGCAGAUCUGCAGAAAGCACAGAAGAGCUGGAUCUGAUGGAUCUGUUAGAAGAGGAGGAUCUUCAGCACAUGUUCUAUCAGCCUGAGCUCUGUCCUAAACGCUUGUGUCACAAUCUGACCAGCGCAGCCUUCCAGACCGUCCUCGCCAACGUCAGAGAUCUCCUGUCCAGAUCUCCACCCAAGCACUGCCAGUUUAAUCUCCCAGAGAUCCACACGAUCCUCAGCGAUCCACCAACAGAGUCGUUUCAUGAUCCGUUUCAAGUGACGUUCAGUCUGAUGGCGGACGAGCCGUCGUUUGUUGAAGAGGAACAGGAUGUGGAUCAGAAAUCAGUUUCUCCAGGCUGGGAUCAGCUGUUUGACCAUGCUGAAGAGCCGAAGGAAGACCAGGUGAGCUUGAACGAGAGCGUCGACCUGUUCGGAGACGAUGAAGCCUUCCUCCAGAUGAGUGUUCCUGAUGUCCAGACGCCCGACAGGAGCACAGGACCUGAAGGAAAGCAGCAGACUCCUGCUGACGGAAGCAGAGGAUCCGAGCAGGGCUUCAGCUGCUCACAGGACUUCUUCUCUGUCAACUUUGACUUGGGUUUUGACUCGGAGGAGGACGAAGCGACUGAUCUGGGAUCAGCAGACGUCUCUGCAUCAGCUGUGAAAGUGCCUCAGGUGCUGGUCUCAGAUCAGUGGAGGACGAGACCCAGCGCUUCCACACCAAACCACUCGAUCCUGCCUCCACUGACCCCAAGAGCAGAAGAUCAGCUGCGCUCGCGUCCAUCACAGCUCAGAUCCUCACAGAAGACGCCUCCACUGCGGCCCUCGUCCACAGGUGUGUUGAGCAGUGACAGCGAGGAUGAGACGAAUCUGAGGACUCAUAAAGUCAAUCCGGUGGUUUCUCCAGAGCAGUCAAAGAUCUGCAGUGACGUUGAUUCUCCAGUCCAGGCUCGUCGGAAGCAUGCGGCUGCGUUGAACACGUCUGAGGACAGUGAUGGAGGACUGCUGUCAGAUGGUGAUGAUUUUCAGGACGUGUCCGUUCGUCAGCCCAGAGCUGUGGAGCUGCAUCACGUCACGAAGCCUCCUAGGGUCCGUCGCGAGGGCCGGCAGUUUCUGGACGAGGAGGCCGAGCUCUCUGAAGAUGAAGAUGUUUCCUCUGAUGAAGAUGAAGGAGAUGAACAGAAUCACUCGCUGCAGGGGUUUGUGGUGAACACCACUCAGUGCUCUCAGGGUCUGAACGACUCUGAGAUGCAGGCGAUCUAUCUGAAGUCUGUGAGGAGUCCAGCGGUGCAGAAGCAGCUCCGAAUGACCUAUAAACCCAAACACAACGUGGAUAUCUUCUCACAGAUCCCAGAACAGGACGAGACGUACGGCGAGGACAGCUUUGUGGUUCAUGGGAGUGAGGAUGAGGAGGGUGAGAGCGACGGUGAUGAAGAAGAGCCUGUGGAGGUGAUCCAUGGAGACUCGUUCGUCGACGGGAGGAAACAGUACGCCACGCGCCGCAGAGUCCAGAUCCGACAGAUCCGAGCGGAGAGGAACGGGAAGAGCAAGCGCUCCCGGAUCAUCCGGGUCCAGGACUCCAGUGAGGAAGAGGAGGAGGAAGAGCAGACAGCUUCUGUGUUUAAAGAGCCGCAGCGUCUCCAGAGCAGUGACGACAGGAAGCGGCAGAGACUCGGCGAUCAGGCGGCGCUGUCUGAGGAGCUCGACUUCCUCCCGGAGAGACCGGGGACUGCGCAGACGCUGAUCCCGCCGGCCGCAGACGCUCCUCUGAGAGUGCUAGUGGACAGCCGCUGCAUCAGCGGGGGGUCAGAGGUCGUGUCCCGUCUGCGUCUCAGACACGGCCUGCAGGUUCACGUCUGCUCUCUGAUCAGCUCAGACUUCAUCGUGAGUAACCGCAUGGCAGUGGAGUGUCAGAGCGAGUCGGAGCUCGCAGGCGUGCAGAACCGCAGACGGCUGCAGGACAGGAUUCAGCGUCUGCAGACGGCGUUCGAGCGCGUGUGUCUGAUCAUCGAGAGAGACCGCAGCAAACCCGGUGAGGCGGUGCGAGUGUUUCAGCGCAGCCGCUGUUAUGACGGGACGCUGGCGGCGCUGGUGAAGGCCGGUGUUCGGCUGCUGGUCAGCAAUGGUCCAGACGACACCGCCGCUCUAUUGACCGAACUCACACAGGUGGAGCGGAGGAAAGGUCAGGCCAUCGGCGUGCCCCUAGAGGUCAAAGGUCACCGGCAGCAGGCUCUCCAGUUCUACCUGACGCUGCCUCACAUGAGCUACAUCAGCGCACUGAACAUGUGCCAUCACUUCAGCUCCAUCAGUCACAUGAUCAACAGUUCGGUGGAGGAUCUGCAGGCGUCUGCACACAUGAGCCGCUCCAGAGCCCAGGAUGUUCACCGCUGUCUGCGCUACAGCUGCGAUUCUGCUCUCAUCACUCACCAGCUCUAAACUACACUCAGCACUUUAAUGCUUUAUCAAUAUGGAUUUAUUUUUAUGGAUAAUCAGGAUUAUAUCGUCUCUUUACGUGACGUAAAUGUUUUCCAUUUAGGAAAGAUUAUGAAUGUUGCCGUUACGGUAAUUCUGAAGUAUUUAUGUUUACAGGUAAAUGAGCAGGAACUACUCUGAGAAAUAAAAGAGCUCCAUUUUUU
This is a messenger RNA of Carassius carassius (crucian carp), 5233 nucleotides long. RefSeq names its product FA complementation group M (gene fancm). Lineage: Eukaryota; Metazoa; Chordata; Actinopteri; Cypriniformes; Cyprinidae. Bases 210 to 5033 code for a protein of 1607 amino acids. The transcript has 25 exons. Gene Ontology annotation, molecular function: four-way junction DNA binding; ATP binding; 3'-5' DNA helicase activity. The record is from RefSeq and is a predicted model, not a curated record. Gene Ontology annotation, biological process: interstrand cross-link repair; replication fork reversal; double-strand break repair via synthesis-dependent strand annealing.